AUGAUGCGAAUUCCCACAAGAGCAGUCAAAGACAGGGUUUUUGAAGUGUUGAGCAAAAUACUAGGAAUACUAACACAGGCCAAGCUGGACAAAUCAGAUUUGUCAGCCUCUCACGUAGCGACCUUUUACAAUGGACUGGCACUACACUGGAAGAACAUGGAGCAGGUUAUCUACAGGAACAUCCGAAAAGAUUCCAAAGAAUUUGGCAGAUGCUGGUCUCCAAGAGCCACUGAACAUCAAAACAGUAGCCCUGCACUAAUCUCUGUUCAGGAAGGGGGAUUCGGCGCCGCAAACCCGCUUUGUUAUCGGUCACAAUCCAACUUUUUUUUCACCCAGUCCGACUCUUAA
Messenger RNA from Opisthorchis viverrini, 348 nucleotides. RefSeq lists its product as hypothetical. Lineage: Eukaryota; Metazoa; Platyhelminthes; Trematoda; Opisthorchiida; Opisthorchiidae. The transcript has a single exon. The record is from RefSeq and is a predicted model, not a curated record. Bases 1 to 348 code for a protein of 115 amino acids.